CCAAAGUUGGAGCUGGAUGGGCUCGCCAUUCCUUACACUGCUUCGGUCCGAGAGUAUAAUCGUGGCCGGGCAGGGUACGUGGCGGAGGCCUUAGAGCAGCCCCUACUUCUUCCUCGGGACAUGGAGGCCUACAGGCGGUGCACUCAGUCCGAGCUCUUCCUAUCCCUUAAAAGGGAUCUCGCGCUGAUUACUCAGCAGGUCUUUGUGGCUGAGGAGUUUUGCCGUAAUAGCCGCAAUCUGGCUGAGGCUGAGACCCAGGCUCGGACAGAGGUGGAGAAAGCCUUGGGGUCCCUCAAGCAUGAUCACACUAAACUCACGGCUGAGUUCAAGGAUUCGGAGAACCGACGUAAAAGUGCAGAGGCUGGCUUGAAGAGUGCCGAGGAUCAGGCGAAGGACCAGCGCAAACAACUGUACACGGCUCAGCUUAACCUUAACACCAAGAGGCAGGCAGUGCAGGAUCUCAGGACUGCCCUGCAAAAGGUAGAGGAUGAGCUGAGGCUGGUAAAGGAGGAGGCCCAGCUGAUCCGAGAGGCCACAGAGGCUGAGAAGAAUGCUGCUCGCCAGCUCGGGGCCGAAGAGACGGAGGCCAGGCUGUCUGAGGAGAUCCCUGAGGUGUGCAGAGAGUACUGCGACAUUUCAUGGGCUUAUGCUCUCGACGCUGCAGGAGUUCCUGCGGAUUCGGCCCUAAGGCUGCCCGAGAGCAUCUUCUAUCCUCCGGAGAUCCGAACUAGUCCUGAUGAAGCCCAAGUCGCUUCGGAGCAAGACCUGGCGGUGCCUGAUGCCGUCCUUGUGUCUGAUGUGGCUAAGGAUCCUGCCACAGACUCUACCAUUGAGGUUCCUCCUCCUCAGCCCGAGCAGAAAGAAGAUUCUCCCGCUAAGGCUUAGCCCCCUCUUUUUUUUUUUUUUUUUUUUUUUUUUUUUUUUUAUGAGAGUUGUCUUGUUUUUUUCAUUCUUUUGUAAGGACCUCU
Messenger RNA from Quercus robur (English oak), 968 nucleotides. RefSeq lists its product as uncharacterized. The coding region runs from base 121 to 885 and encodes 254 amino acids. Lineage: Eukaryota; Viridiplantae; Streptophyta; Magnoliopsida; Fagales; Fagaceae. The record is from RefSeq and is a predicted model, not a curated record. The transcript is spliced from 2 exons.